Sclerotinia borealis F-4128 is the source of this 1848-nucleotide messenger RNA. Lineage: Eukaryota; Fungi; Ascomycota; Leotiomycetes; Helotiales; Sclerotiniaceae. The record is from the annotation of a GenBank genome assembly.
AUGAAUUCGAAGCAUGGAUAUGGAGAAUGGGAAUUUCCUAAAUUUAAAGAGGCUCGUCAAUUUCCGAAUUUUCCUAGCGCAAAAUAUCCAAUGAAGGGUUCAUCCAUCGAAAAGAAUGAAUUUUGGUCGGUGAAAUUUUAUCCCUAUACCAAACCAGAUGUUGAUCCUGUAUAUGCUGUGGUAGGUGGUAAACAUAUUUUAAUAUGUAGACCUCCUACUGAAGACAAAGGCAUCGAGACUAUCCAAUUCAUUGUCGACGAGGAGCCAAGCGCAGAUCAUUACUCAUGUUGUUGGACCAAAGAUUUAGCGACAAAUAAGCCCCUCCUUUGUGUAGCUGGGGUUGAUCCAAAAAUCAAGAUUUUUGAUGUACUUUCGGGGAAACUUAUAAGGGUGCUUACAGGACAUGGAGGAGUAUUCUUACCGAAUCAUAUUGAUCUGGAUUCUCAAGGACUGAUUAAGUUUCAGGACAUCGAUGAAUUAGUAAUUUCUCCAACAAAUCCUCACAUAUUAGCAUCUGGUUCUGCGGAUUCCACAGUUCGAAUAUGGAGUCUGGAUCCUGAGAAUGAGCAAUUUCCUUGUGCAGCCAUAUUAUCAGGAGGUCAUACAAGUGCUGUCUCAACGAUCUCUUUUCAUCAUUCUGGUCGAUACCUUUUAUCUGGUGGUGAAGAUCAUGUCAUAAGUCUUUGGGCAUUACCAGACUUCCCAGAUAAAAAUACAGGAACAGAUAUUGCAACACAGAUUCAAUAUCCACAUUUUUCAUCAUCCGAAAUCCAUACAGCUUCAGUAGAUUGCGUAUGCUUCUACGAAGAUUCCAUCCUCUCCCGUUCCGCGAACGAAGAAUGUAUCGUUUUGUGGGAAAUCACAGGUUUCGAUUCUAAAGGACUAAUUCCAGAUCAUGAUAAAGCUCCUACGCAAUAUGAGGCUGCUAAUGGGAGUUUAACUUUGACUUGUUUUACGGAUCCGACGAAAUUCGAAAGUUAUAUUAGGCUUAUUGAAUUUUCCGCCCCAGAAACCGAAACCUUUUGGAUGCGCUUCUCCCUUUUUCAAGGUCUUCCCAUUCCAGAACCACCUUCCUACAAAAGUCCCUACCCCGAUCUCAAUUCUCACGAAAGCCCCAACUCCUCCACCCACCGCACUCACCCCAUCCUCGCCAUCGGCUCCCACACCUCCAAGAUUUAUUUCUGGGACCUCACGCGCUUAGAAUCCUAUUUCGAUUACGUGCGCUCUCUUCCCACAUCUCUCACUUGUAAAAAUGAUCCUGUUCCCGACCCUUCACAUUCAACCAUCAUCGGUCUUACAUCUGAUCGGCAAAGUCCCGUUUCAGAUGAUCAUGAUACACAGCAAAAGCGCCCUCCAUUCCUGACUCCCUCUCGACCAAGAGGUUCGCGUGGAGGAACCGGAGGCGCAGGAAUAGGUAAAGGUUUCCAUAGUAGAUUUCGUGAUGUUUCGCCCGCGAGCUCUUCGACUUCUACUACGAUUACGAUGUCGAGUUCGAAUACUUUUGGUUCUGGUCCUGGUCAUGGUCAUGGUCAUGGUCAUGGUCUUUCUUUGGUUCCGGGUCAUUUUCUUGUGAAUGGGUUUGGAAAUUCAAAUUCAAAUGCAAAUACAAAUGCAAAUGGAAAUUCAAAUUCAAAUCCAGAUAAAAUCCAGAUAACAAGAUCAGAUAUCAAACUCUGGAAUGAGAAAUAUAAUCUAAAUCAGAGAGUCAAAGCGCAUAAGGAGGAGGUGGUGAGGGGUUGGAGGUUUUUAGGAAGAGGGGUGGCGUGGAGUGUGGGGGGUGAGUGGUGUGUGGUUGUUGGGGGGGAGGGCGUGGUGGGUGUGUUGGGGAGGUGGGGGGAGGGGAGGUAG